AUGGCCGGACCCGCCUGCAUUCAGUGGAUCCGCGACGAGCUGGAAGCUCAUGGCGUGCUCGAGGAGCUGAGCCCGCCGCUCCUGGACACGUCGUCGCUGUGCGCGUUCGUCACGGACGGCCGCGCACUGUGUCUGCUGACGAACGCCGUGCUCGAGGGCGAGGAGGACGAGCUGCCCAAGAAGCUGCGGCGCUCGCUCAAGCAGCUGAGCAAGUUCCACGCCCUCGAACGCGUGCAGUUCUUCCUCAAGUGGUGCCGCGCGCGCGCUAAGCUCGAGGAGCACCUGGUGUUUACGACGGUGCAGCUGCUGGACGAAGUGAACGAGACGGCUGUGUCCGAGACGAUCGUCGCGCUGCGCUGCAAGACGCGGCCCGGGCUGAAGGGCGGCAGUGCGCUGGCCCAGUACUACUUUGACGGCGGCGUCGCGGGUCACGCAUCGCCGUCGACGAUCGGCGGCCCAACGAGUUCGACAACCAGUGCAAGCGCCAGCACGACCUCGAGCGCCGACAAUGCCAACCGCCUCAGUUCGUUCCUGAACAAGUUCCCGUCCUCGCCCGCCGCGAAGCCGCCGAUGAGCCACAACCGCACGUCGUUGACUUCCAGCGUCGUGAGCAGUAACCCGUCGCCGCGGGAUAUCGAAGAGCCCGUGCCUGGCGACGGAGAUGGUGCUGAGUAUAGCAACGCGAACAACAACAGCGACAGCAAUCAGUCCCGGCUGCGCAUCCCGUCUAUUUUCAAAAGUCAGAGCAGUGCUACGGCGUCGCACGCAUCUGCCACGCCACGGAGCAGCGUCAUUAGCAAUGCGUCAUCGACAGCGUCGACUGGCAACGACCACAAUCGCGAUUCACGCUCGCGCUCGUGGUCGAGCAAGCUCUCUGCCUUUUCGCGCAGCCACUCGUCGUCACCCGGUGUCAAGACGUCGUCGUCCACAGGCGAUCUCGGGAGCAGCGGCACACCGCAGUCGUCACCCCCAGCCUCGCCGCACAACCGCGUCAGUAUUCCUAGUGCCUUUACCGCUCCUGCUUCGGCGCCUCGCAAGUCGAUGUCAAGGCUGUCAGCGUUUUUGAGCAGCGUGGACACGUCGGCACCUGUGACCCCUGUCAAUGAUGCAUUUUGUCAGAAGGAGAAAGUGUCGGAGGCUGCUGUGGAGACCGUGUUGAAACCGGUCGGUGAAUCUGUGGUGGAAAAGGGUGUCGAAGGCGUUUAUGAAGACAACCAAGGGAACGCAGACGAAGAAGAACCAUUAGUCGUUGGAGAGGACGUGCGUGCUAAGGAGAAAAGCGUGGAUAUGGAUGAGGAGACUGGGCGCAAGCGGCUGAAGAAGCCACCUUUGAGCGCGAAGCUGAUUGCUUUCUUGCAAGCGGUUGAGCCUGAAAGCGUGACUGCGUCCAAGCAGAAAGUUUUGGACGAGGAAGAGAACGACUCUGUUGCAGCGGAAGCUGAAGGGUCGGUGACAGCUGAUAGCGAAACCUCUGUGCUUAAUACGAAGACCAUUGUUCGUCCCGAGGACGUGGUUGCUGAGACUGAGAGUGAGGUAUCAAACGAUGAAGUGGAUGAGAGUCGAGCUGAUUCUGAAUCAGAAGCGACAGCUGUGCAAGAGGCAGCCGUGCAGGAUACAGCCGUCGAAGAGGCAAUUGUACAAGAGGCGCCCGCUAAAGUAAGUCGUGAAGCUCAAGGACUUUCUGUAGAGGAGUCAGGAAGCGGGAUUGAGGAGACCAUCGAAAAGGAAUCUAUGGAAUUGCCUCAGGACGCUGGCAUUGAAGCAAAUGCCCAGCCGGUGUCUCCAGACGUUGUGCACGAAAACGAGAGUCUUGCAACAGAGAAUGAAGUGCUUACCCAACAGCUGCGUGCGGCUGAGGACGAAGUUAUGAGAAAAACAGAAGAGUUGUUAGCGCUGGGCCAGGAAGUUGAGCAGUUGAAGGCACAACUCGCGAAGGAACAGACCGACUCACAAGGCAUGGUUUUGGCAGCAGCGAAGGUCCAGGAAGCCCUUACUGCAGAUGUUGCUGACGCUCGCGCUGAACUUGCUACCUUCCAGCAAACGGGUGCGGUUUCGACAUCUGCUACAAAGGAGGCAACUGGGGCAACAGCUCAGGUGGUGGAAUUGCUAGCCAAGAACAAGACUUUGACGACUGAAAUAGUGAGCUUGCGCGAGGAUGUACAGACGCUGGAACAGUCUGUUCAGCUAGCGCGCGACAGCGAGGACGCGGCAAGAUACGCUGCACAAGUCGCAUUCGCGGCACGUGACUCUGCGGACGAGGUGAACCAGCAACUGAAGGAUCAAAUUGCGCAGCUUGAGAGUCUGUAG
Molecule: messenger RNA, 2307 nt
Organism: Hyaloperonospora brassicae
Lineage: Eukaryota; Oomycota; Peronosporomycetes; Peronosporales; Peronosporaceae
Source: the annotation of a GenBank genome assembly